This is a messenger RNA of Bombus terrestris (buff-tailed bumblebee), 1608 nucleotides long. RefSeq names its product leucine-rich repeat-containing protein 23. The record is from RefSeq and is a predicted model, not a curated record. NCBI's taxonomy places the organism in Eukaryota, Metazoa, Arthropoda, Insecta, Hymenoptera, Apidae. The transcript has 3 exons. The coding region runs from base 186 to 1190 and encodes 334 amino acids. Gene Ontology annotation, molecular function: protein binding.
UAAUCAACGCCCUUCCAUAGUUUUAUUUUGAAAUGGUCUUGCGUAUUUUAUUUUACGUGAAACAAGCUUAUUUAUACGUUUGUACUUCCACAAUAAACAAGUGAACGUGGAUUUUGUAGUUUAUUCGAUACCAAACCUAUAAACUAUAAAUAUCAACGAAAGAAAGAAAUCGAAACAAGAGUAUAAUGGAGGAAGGAGAAGGACGGGAGUAUGAAGAAGAAGUGGGUGAGAUCGAUAAAUAUCCAACUGCUAAAUUAUCAUCUAUCCCCGAAGAUACCACAAAAGCGUUAACACAAACAGAAGCAGGAGAAUGUCUUCACACAUUAGGAAAAUGCGAUUCCGGCCUUGGUUAUGCUUAUCUGGGAUUGAACGCAUCUAAUAAAGGCUUGACAGAUAUUAGAAUCAUACCAACGUUUAAACAUGUGCUCUACGUGGACGUUUCCGGAAAUAGAUUAACGACCGAAGCACUUCGUGUUCUUUCGUCGAUGAAAUAUCUCUUGAUGCUUCAAGCUGAUAGGAAUCACGUGUCUUCCGCGGAAUUGGAUCCUAUGCCUUAUCUUCAGGUUCUUACACUGAAUAAGAAUAAAUUGACAAGUACAUCAGGCAUUUCUCAUAAGCUUUUGCAGUGUUUAGAAUUAAAUCAUAAUAAUAUUGAAGAAGUCACUUUAAAUCCAUAUGAUCUUGAGAAGUUGAACAGUCUCGAAUUACGUGGUAAUAUUCUUACCACAACAAAUGGGAUCUUUUUUCCAGGAUUAAUACGAUUAUAUCUCGCAGAAAAUCAAAUAGAAAAAGUGGAAGGUUUAGAAAUAUUAGUUAAUUUAAGAAUCCUACAUCUGAGGAGCAACAAAAUAUCGAAUUUGGAUGGAUUUGAUUCACGUUGUGCCAAACUCAGUUAUUUGAAUCUACGGAAUAACGAGAUUACAAAAAUUUCGGAAUUAGAAAAAUUAAAUUGCUUAACAGCAUUAGAGACUCUAAUUAUUUUGGAAAAUCCUGUAAUAGCCGAUAGGGAAGUAGAGGAAGAAGCUGCUUAUAGGCACAUUGUUUUGGCUAUGUUACCUAACCUAACACGUAUUGACAAGGAUCCAGUGCUUUACGACGAAAGGAAAGAGGCUAAAGAAUUUCAUAGACAAAUUCUUCGCGAUGGAACAACAUUCGCUGAUUUAGAUUUCAAUCUUUUAACCGCAGGAUAAAAUUAAUAACAUUUACUCUACAUAAUUAUGGGAAUAAAAAUAUAAAAAGCAAAUAGAAAUUAGCAUCAUACGAUAAGUAUAAUUUAAAGACUACCAUAUAAAGUAGAUUUCUACAUAAUCGAUUAUAUUCAGUAGGUAAGACAAAUUUUGUUGAGUUGUUGACAUUAUUUUUUUAUCAUACUGGUACGAACUUACUGAUUAGUAUUGUUUUUUAAAGACCACCUGUUUUAUUUUACCUUCAUUAAUAACAUAUCUCAUUUCUUUUAUUUUAGACUAUGUAUUAAAUGAUCUUACAUGUCAAUAUACUACUUUAUUAUCUUCUGUAUUAUUAAUUCGCUAUUAUAAUUAAUAUCAUUCAUUUUGAAGUGCAAAUAAAAUAUAAAAAAAUAUAUAAAAUAAAUAACAAUUCUCUUAAAAA